UAGUUAAUGAAAUAAUUGUACUCCUCUCAACCAAUCAGCAUCCAGUAAUUUUGUCAUGCUAAUAAUAAGUUAUAUAACUAGGUUGCAUGCGACAGUUUUAGUUAGGCAAAAGUUGUAUAGUAUAAAUCGGCCUUCAUAAUGCUUGUAGCGUGAGUUUAAAUUAAAAACAAACUAACAGAACAAUUCUGUAUACUUAUCUCUCAUAAUAUAUUGUUUGCAUGAGCAUCUUUGUUGUGGGAGGGGGGGGGGGCCUUCUCAAUAAUUUCUGUAGGCGGGUGGGCUAAUAGAGAACUGUGGGCCUAAUGAAUUUCUUCUCAGGCCAGAGGCAGUGAGUGAGCUCAUUAGAUAGGGGGUACUUAUUUUACAGGGGUGUGAUAGAGGAUUUUAUACCGUUAGUGUUUAUGAGUGUAAUUAUUCAACUUGAAGUGCUCUUAUAUAUUUUGCUUCGGUUGCAAUAUUCCCUGGUAAUGACCAUAUUUGUUUCUUUGUUUCAACCAUGGUCAGUUAAACACGACAGCUUAAAUUAAAGCUAUAAAAUUCCACUUAUUUCCGAAAGGCACUUGAGCCAUAAAGUUCCUACUGUUGAAUAUGCAAAACAAUUUUGAUCUUCAUUUUUGCAAAUAAAUUAAUAUACCAUGUUGGAGUAAUAGAAUAUUUAUUUAUAUAGGGUUCUUUAAAAUAAUGUAGAACGGAGUGGCAAUAAAAUAUUUCUGUUUUCAAUAGUUAUUUGGCCAGAAUUUGCAUUGUUUGACUACAAAAACAUCGCACAGGCACACAGGCAAGCUUAAACCGGCCCAUAGUAACCGGAAAAUAGCGUUUCCGGUGCAUACCAAAUUUGGAAUGUUGCCUGCUUGUGGUCUUUCCCCUCAUUUCAAAUACGUUGUGACUGAUAUUGCUUUCUAUAUUUUUUCAAUCUUGGCAUUUCGUGGAUAAUAUUUGGCCUUCGUGGCUGUUUAAAUUGAAGGUAAUAGAAUUACGUUUCUUAUUUGUAUGUGGUUGAUACUUGUUGCUACACACGGCGCCAGAAUCGUUGCUUGUUGACCUGAUCUUUUGAUCAAAAUAUUACAAGCAAAUAUGGCAGCUUGAAAAUACAUGUCUAAUAAGUUAUUACUCAAAAUUAUUGCUUUGUUUUUGUCACGCUACAUUAUGGCGUUUGAAAUCUAUUAAAGACUAGUUUUUCUAAGCUUUCUGUACAAAAGGGCUUAAUACUCAGAAAAGAUUAAAGAUAUUAUAAAGGGACAAAUUUAGAAGAUUCUAAAAUAGAAUUUUGUACCGGAGAAUCUGUUUAUACUGGGAAAUUAUUUUACUCUCGUUGCGUUCUUUCGUACUAGAGGCAUCACUUUAAUAUUACAAGACGUUAUUCCUUGUCCGUUUUUGUUUUAAAAAGACAGGAAUAAAUACAAUUUCACCAAAUUUUGGAGAUUUAUCAAUUUGUGUUUGUUUUAAAAUGUUGACAAAAUGUUUAUGGAUGUUUUGAUUUUGAAGUAUUUUGCAUGGGAAGCAUCUCAUGUUAAUAAUCUCAUGCAAAAUUGUGUUUGAGCAUAUAGCUACAGUGUGAGGUCAAAUAGACUGCACGGUUUAUAGUGCACUCUUACUGGCAUGUGGGUUAAUUUAAUAGAUAGGUUUGUGAUUGUGCUCAAGGUAAAAGAGAACUGAAAGCAGUCAAACAUUGAAACAAGACUAUUGGGGCAAAAGUGUGAUAAACAAAAGUGUGAUAAAAAGUUUAUUAACCCAUUGAGUGCCAGUACUCUCUUGACGAGUAAAAUUGUAUGUUGCUAUAGACACUAAAGACAGCGUAAAAUGAUAAAGUGGGACACAUUGGCAUGCCAUGCAACUUAAUGGAUUAACUGGAAACAUGAGCAGAUAGUCUGAUUAACCCAUUUAGCGCCAGAGCUCUCCCUUGACAAGUAAAAUUGCCUGGCAUUAGACAGAGUAAAAUGAUAAAUACUUAGGGCAAUUGGGGCACAAUGCAACUAGGUAAUAGUCACCCCCUAAUAAUGAUAAUAGUGAGGACACAGUGAGAACAACACAUGUAUAAGAACAUCAAAGCAUUCUGCUUGUUUAUCAUUGUGUUCUGCUUGCUAAUGCUUGCGUUGUAGUGAGGACAAGGCUUAAACCAAGAUCUAUUAGUCUAUGUAUUUUCCAGAUUAUCUUUGUCUCUCUAAUAUUACAAGUUGCAUAAUUGUGUUCUUUGAUGUACUAGCAGCAAUAGUACUGUACUGUAUUUCAAAUAUGUCAUUGUAUUGCUUUUUUAGCAGAUAUGGCAAGAUCUUAUUCACCGAAGCUGGACAAGUCAACAUCAAGGCAGCCUACAUACAAUUAUGUGGACUAUACUGAUGUUGCUCAUUUCAGAGCACUUGGACAGUCAAUAAAUUGCUUCAGGGAGAAUGAUGAAUUGUGUGAUGUGACCUUGCUUGUAGAGGGGCAGAAAAUUCGAGCCCAUAAAAUCAUUCUUGCAGCAGCUAGCCCAUAUUUCAAGGCUAUGUUUACAGGUAGAAAUUGUGGUAUUCUAGUACUUAUAAAGCCUUAUACUUAAAAAGACUAAAUUUUUUCAACUCAAAAAAGUCUUGCUUGCUUGCUCCCUUUGAUGCCUUAGCAACAACCAUUUUCACAUUCUGUCUUUAUCCUUUAGUACAGUAUAUAUUUUGAUGUUCAUUAUUGUUCUGACAUCACUGUGUCAUCACACAAAUAAAACAUUUUGCAGGGCAGUGUGGUUUCCUCAAAGCUUAGGUGUUUAGAAAAAGACUCGGGAAAAUUUAAGACUCUGAACAAAUUCUGACAUUGGUUUGAAAUGGCAACAUAUAGAGAAUAAAAUAGCGAUAUACAACAUCAAAGUCGUCAAUAACAGCAACAAUUAAGAAGGAAAAAAACAAUAGCAAAAUUUUGAAGUGACAUGGAAACCCGCCAAACUUCUACAGUGACAUUACUGUAUAUAUAGUUUUAAAAAUUUGUUGAGUGACACACAUACCUGCCAAAAGGAGAUCUUAAAUUAAAAUCUAAACCUAAUUAGCACAUGGUCGUAGUGAACAGUUUACAGUAUUAGGUUGUGUUGUAAUAUUUUAAAACAACCAUGAUAGUGGCAAUUUGAAAUGAAUUAUUUUAUUAAACAUGCAGUCAAGUUAUUCUGUAAUACUUUAGAUGUACCAUACUGUAUAAAUCUAAUUUUUUAUACAGUGUAUAUAGCAGUGCAGGCACUAUAUAUAGUAUAUACACAGUAUCACUGUAUUAAUUAAUAAUGCAUAUAAUUAACUCCCAUUGGUUUAGGUGGUCUUUCAGAAUGCAAUAAAACUUGCAUCUCUAUACAUCAGAUGGAUGGAAAAAGUCUACAACAGAUUAUCCAAUUCUUUUAUACGGCCAAAGUGGACAUCAACCAGAAAAACGUUCAGGAACUUUUAUCUACUGCAAGUUUGUUACAGGUACAAAAUGUACUUGAUGCCUGCUGUGAGUUCAUGAGAAGGCAACUCACUGAUGAAAAUUGUUUGGGUAAGUAGUAUUUAACACUAAGGAUAUGACUAACUCAUGGGCGUUUGUUGCGGGUUAAGGUAAAUGUUAGGGUUCCCAAUCCCGUUCCUGGUAACAAUACUAUAAAACGUUGAUGGGCAGUUUAAAAUUAGAAUUGUAAUACAAAUUUUUGAUAUGAUACCACAGUUCUGUGAGAUCCAUAAUAUAUUCUCAUAAUGGUAUUUUGUUUCAACUGUGCAAAUACCAUAUUUGACAAGGAAGACUUCCAGGAUAUUUAUCAAUAUUUUUAUUGAUGAAUCAUGUCCCUUUUUUGUGAUACAAAUAAGAUCAACUGAUCUACCCACAUUUGAGAGUAAUGUUUUGUUUAUAGUACAUUUGGAUAAUUUUCUUGACAUGCAUACCAUAUUUACUUGUUUAAGCGCUGCCCCUGAUUGAGCAAUGCGUAUGAGAGCAAAAUUAUUAAAGAGCGCCGCCCUCGAAUAAGUGCCACACUUAUUCACAACCAUGUGGCGCUUAAUCGAAGCACCAUCUGAGAAAUUGGUUGUGACGCCCAAACAUGGAAGUAGGCUGUUGUGGUAUAUCGAUAGUUAUCGUUUUUUGUAUCUGCGAAGCAGAUAUAUAUGCAAUCGCAAACGUACCGUACAGUACCAUGUGUUAACAGAUGCAGGGUUCGAAAUAACAGUUCGUGAAUCACGAAUCAAUUUUCAUUUUUCACGAACCCAAUUUCAUAGAAAUUGAUCAAAAUCACGAAUCAAAAGUCUCUCAAACUGAUAAAAAAUACAAUAAUAAAUCCAGUUCUUUGUAAAUGUGAUGAAGGAUCAUACAUUCUGAAGAUAUUCUUGUUAGAUUGUACUUAAAAACAAUUAUAAUUCCACCCAAAAUUAUAUUUCUUUGCAAGUUUGCGAUGUACUGUAUAUUUACAUAUUUGAAAAUUGCAGUGCUUCCACUUUCUAACUUUCAAUUAGAGAAAAUUCCUUGAAAAUUCCUUAAAAUUUCCUUAAAAUAAAAAAAUUAAUUCACGAACCAUUUUUUCAGAAUUAAUUCGAACCCUGAGAUAGCGACGGACUUAUAUAAUUUAAGACAAUUUAAGCCAAUCAGCGAUUCGUUUACAUCAAUUUUUUACAUUGUGACUGCAUCUAACCUGCGAACAGGCAUACUUUAGCCUCGUCAGGCCUCGUGUAUAAAUCGUGUUUAUAUUCUUUCAAAAAUAUCUUGAUAUUUUUAUCAAUUUAUCUUGAAUCGGCAUUCUACAGUACUUGUGAUAUUAUUCCGAAGUUAUUUAUCAACAUGGAAUCUUAUCCUCAUCUGGUAAGUAGCCAAAUACCACAUAUUAUAUAUUUAAAUACCAAAUUUGUGCAAAUAUAUGUUCCACAUAUUUUAUAAUACAUGAGUUCGCCAGUUCGGCAAAUAUUUACUAUACUGUCUAUAGUUAAUGUUGCCGUAUCUUCGGCGUAGAGUUUACAUGGAAUGCACUCUGGAAUUUUUUAUUAAUAUAUUACACUGUAUAAAAUAUUGGAUAUUUUCGAGGAUAUUUUAAGCCAUUUGUCAACAUAGUUCACAAAAAGAUUUAUACAGUAUUAAAAACAAUCCUUCUGUGACUUCUGUAAUAUUUUAAACAGUGAAAACAUAGCAGGCAAUAUUGCCAAUUAACAAUAUCAAAGGAACCUAUUGGACAGUUCUCAGGAGAUAUUGAAUUAAAUCCUGGUCUUGUAUUUCUGUAUAUUGACUCCAUAACUCUGUUCAAAACAACAGUCCAACUAUAAAGCUGUCAUCAAAUGUAGUGUUAGAGCAAAGGUUGAAGAUGUUAUCAGUUAAAAUACUUAUACAUUUUGGUUUUACACAUUAGAGUUAAUUAAACAAACUUUUUACAAACACUUUCAAAUAAAAGAAUCCUCACCCUCCCAAGCCUCAUUACAUUGUCAUUUUGCUUUCUAACAUAAAUAUUUUUCUUUAGAGAUUUACUGUCGUUCCAAUUGAAGUGUUGCUCAAAUAUUGAUUCAAUACAUUACCUCGGGCUGACCAAUUCAUUUCAUCAAGUUCCUCGAGAUAUUCAUACACUUCCUAGUAUAACUGUAAACUUCCUGUUGAAUAGUUUGAAUGCACCAAUCACCUUUGUUGUUUGUGCAACUAACCAAUCAUAAAUAAAAAGGAAGUGACCAGAAAUGAUCAAAUACUUGGAAUUGGCUCUUUCACAGGAAGUGUAUGAAUAUCUCGAGGAACUUGAUCAAAUGAAUUGGUCAGCCCGAGGUAAUGUAUUGAAUCAAUAUUUGAGCAACACUUCAAUUGGAACGACAGUAAUAAUACAAGAAUGAAGAAUAAAUGUACUGCAUAUUGGCUGGAUAAUUUUGUCAGAACAACCAACUUGCAAGACAAUCUUACCUAAAUUUAUUAGUAUGGAAAAUAACUUAACAGCUACAAUGAAUAAUCAUAUAUUAUAUGGUGGAUUUGAUCAAUGGCACACAAUGUACAAAACUAAACUUGUGAUACCUUCUACUCAAACCGAUAAUCUCCCACAACACAAUUGUUUUUGUGUGAAUGUGCUGUACGUGUUAAACCGAACAGUGUGGUAUAUCAUUAACUGUGCAAAGAACUGGAAUUUAAUUAUAUACUUCACUCAUGACCUUCAAAACAUUCGCAAUUAUUCAGUGGUCUUCGACAUGUUCACCAAAUAUUUUGUAUAUGUUACUCAAUAGUUAACAUUGGCAAGUGCAAACAACAAGUGACAUAACUUUUGCUUCAUAUGAUUACAAUAAAGUUUUGAAAAUUUGAUGAGUAUGGAUUGAAUUGAUAGGUGACAGUUUACUAAAUAGCCAGCUGUAUAGACACUUUGAAUAUUGUUUGCAUGAAAUUUUUAUUUCCUGACUGCAUAAUUAUCUGUUACAAUCAUAAUCACAUUAUAAAGUUGGUUAAAUUUUCUUGGUGCGGGGGUGGGGUAGCACUUGCCCUGCUGCCCUCCCCGCUGUGUACAGCUCUGUUUUAAAUCUUAUCUGCUAUUAUAAUAAGUGAUGAAAUAUUUCAAUUGUCCCAUAUCACCUUCAUUAUUCAGUUCCUUUCAAGAAAAUACAAAAUGUGAAUCAAGUUUUUUCGCAGAUACAUGUACGCCUUGCGUACCUAUUUUUAUAAAUACCGAUUACUUUAUAUCGAAAUUUUCGAUAUAUUGGAAUAUCGAUAUUUUUCGGUAUUAUUGAUAUUUUCGGUAUCAUCGAUAUCAUGUUUACGUUUUUAUAUUUAAACGUCAUAUCAAGCUUUUUCAAGCACUGAUUGCAGUUAUUUCAGAAGGACAAAGACGAUCAAUGUGCUAACUCCGCGGGAAAAUCCGUAAAUUAAGAUUAGAGGGAGAUCCAAACAUGUUAAAUGUGUUUGUUUAUAUGUUGGCGUUGCAAGAUGUAAUAUGUCAUUUCGCGAUUGCCAAAAAAUGAACGUUUAGAACUUAAACAACGGUGGAUUACAAAUUGGACAUUGUUUAUCUGGUGAGAUAGGACAACCUUUGUUUCGAAUUCGCAGUUGAAUAAAAUGUUUUGAAACAAAUUUCCCGGUCAAUCAAUGCAAAUAUGCGGUAGGUAAUCAAUGCAAAUAAUAUGCAUUUUCAAUUUCUAAAGCGGACAUUUCACAGGCUACUGGUCACUGGCCUCACACUUUAUUGAAAAUAUCACGCACCUGAUGAGUCAAAACUGUUAUAUUGUAGCUGUUUGGCAUCAUUUGAAAACAGAAACUUUUGCAUAAAAUUAACCAAAUUUUGUAUAAAAUGAUAAAAUUCAGGAAAAUACAAGCGCGAAAAAAUAUUGAUAUAUCGGUAUUAUCAAUAUUUUUCCGUUGUUUCCGUUGUUCCAUUGUUCCCAGAUUGCUUAUAAAUACUACUGUAGCUUAUUUUGUAAUUGUAUAUAGUAGGUGUGAUGUAGGAGGUUGAGUCUGGAAUGCAAUAUAGUGUCAUUAAUUUUCAGGUAUUGCAAGUUUUGCUGAUCAACAUGCAUGUACUCAACUCCUUCGUGAUGCUGAAACAUUUGCAAGAAAACAUUUUGUAGAUGUUUUACAAAAUGAGGAAUUCAUGUCAUUGACACCACGUCAGUUAUCUAGACUAAUAGCAGAUGAUGAGUUAAAUGUUCUGUGUGAAGAACGAGUAUUUGAAGCUGUUCUGGCUUGGAUAAAACAUGAUCCUACCAACAGAUGUGUAAGUUUCAUUAUUGAGCACUUCAAUCACGAUAUACUGUAAUAGUGUGUUAGUGUCUUGAUUUCUAUUAGAGACUCAGCUUAGAGAGAACCUGGGCAAAUUAGUGAUCUACUACAGUAUAUCAAGAUGACAUGGGUUCUUAAAAAGGACCCUUGCCUAUGAAGUUUGUAUUUUUGCCCCCCUCUCCCUUAAUUUCUGAAAGCCUUUGAGUUUGAAUGCAGAUAGUAACAAAGCUGGGUAACAAAGCUGUAUCAAUUUUUCAAUUCCCACAAAUAUUUCACGAAGUGUGCUUCACCGAUCGAGAAGUCUGAAGGAUGGUGUGUCUGUAAAUUGCUAAAGAGUAAAUGGGGCUAUAGUUAUAUUCUACAGUAGUCUUUGUUGAUAGAAUUGCUCAUUGUGAUGGGCUGUGUCUAUAUACUGUAGUUCAAUGAGUUGUGGUUCAAUAUAAUAUUAAUACUGUAUGUUUAGGAAUUUGCAAGCGAGGUUCUGAAAGAAGUCAGAUUUUCUCUCUUGUCAAUUGAGUUUCUCUUGGAACGUGUUGGUAUUGAAGACGUGAUUCGUUGUGACAAAGUAUGCGUGUAAGUUGAAUUAUUACAUUGGCCUGAUUACAGUAACAGAGCCAGAUGAUCCGUCUGGACUGAAGAAGACGAAUCGCUAUUUUGAGUAUCUGCGUGUUAAUAAGUGUGGCAUUAUAUUCGAAGUACCAGGAAUCUUUCAUGAAGGAUUUGUUAUUUUGUUCUCACAACCAUUUGUACACAGGGGUUGAAACAAGCGAGUGCAAGGUCGCCAAUUGCGACCAAAUUUUUCAUGGCCCUCGUGACGAGUUACAAAAAAAACCCAUAAAAUAAGUCAUUCUAAGGCCUUGAAAUAUUUCAGUGAUCACGCAUUCCACCCCACAGUAGCUUUGAAUAUUUAAUUUGCCAACAUAUUAAAGAACUGUUUUAUAAACAAUCUACAGUAUAUACAAAGAGAAUACUGCAUAACACAUUGAUGUACAGUGGACGAAUUAUCAAAUUUGGCGACCAGAUCUUAUUCAUGCACUGCAUGAUAUAUCUUAUUCACUUGGGCAACUAAGAAACUAAAAGUUUUAAAACUGUUUCAACCCCUGUUUGCACGCCAGUAUAAAUCCUGCUAUAUUCUAGCUAAAGUAGCUAGUUCAUUCGAAUAGCCCGUCUUGUGUCACAAAUGAUCCGUCAAGUAUAAAUUUGGCCAAUGCAUGGGCGUUCAUUUAGCGUUAUGUUAUCAAAUGCUACACAUAGACUGCAAAUAUUUGGGACUUUUAUUAUCAACUGUGAAAUUAAAAAAAAUUAAACAACCUAAAAGGGCCAUAUAAUUAUUUUUUACAGUGGUUAUUUAUUGAAUGGUCUAAGAACUGGUUUUCUGAACAAGGAUCAAAACACGCGACAACGCAGACCAACGUCAGAUCAUCAAGUGUUAUAUUCUGUGGGAGGAAUGAGUCGAAGAGAAGCGAGUAAAAGUGGCGAGAAAUAUGAUCCAAAAGAAGGAAAAUGGACUCCUAUCUGUAAGUAAAUCGCGGUUUUAAAUUUUAGUUUUUUUGGUAGAUAUGAAUAUUUUUUGUAAUUUCAACCGAAUAGUUCUAUCCAUACGUACAUAAAUUCAAAAAUCUUGUCCCAAUUUUCUUUGACGCUGGCAUUCACAGCGAAAUUAUGCUACACCCCUUUAAUUAACGUGUUCUAAAUUUGCAUGGUUAUUUUACCAUAACUAAGCCAACUAAUCCAUCGUAAAAUAGAGCCCCGUUGUUUGAAAUAUCCCCGCUGCAGUAGCAGAAGGACCAUUUACAUAUUAGAAUGAAGUGGAUAAUUGAUCCCAAUUGAAGUUUCCAUAAAACUGACAAUAUGUACAACAUAGCCUAUUACGCUAUUAUUACCCAAUACGAUUGGAAAUGUACAGUAUAUAUAAUCUGAUAACUGCACAUUAAUCACGAGGACCGCUGGCAACUUUAUAUCUAUUAUUAUAUUUAUCGUUAUCUAUGACUGACUGGUUUGAAUUUUUGGGCCAUUACAACACUGUGAAGCUGAAACAUUUGACAACACUGUGAAGCUACGAUUAGACUUUGCACCAAGUAACAACGACAAAACCGUCAAACAAACAUUAAUUUCCCAUUUUCGUAACUUUAGGUUCAAUGAGUAUCUGUCGUUGGGGAGCAAGCAUGGGUUCAGUUGGUCCAUAUCUCUACAUCUGUGGUGGCAGUGAUGAUACAUCUCGCUUAGAUACAGUAGAACGAUAUGAUCCAUAUAAUGAUGUAUGGGUGCAUUCAGAACCUAUGUCAUCCAGUAGGAAUGGUGUUGGAGUUUGUGGUGGGGAUGGAAGAGUUUAUGCUAUAGGUAAUCUGUUAUUACAUUAUUCACCUAAGGGGAUCUGUAACGAUCAGUACUGAUCAGAAUCUCCUCAUUACUGAGUUUAUCUUCAAAUUAUUCAAAGUACUUCUCUCUGUUUCAAGUAUUUUAUCAUACUCGAGAAAAAAUUAUGAAAAAUACAGAAGAGUGUAUUGAAAAACAAGGUGCUAGCCAUCUUUUUUUAGCAUACUUCGAAGUACAAUCCCUAAUAUAUAAUAUAUACCACUUCAAGUGUAUGAUAUAGUUUCUCGAAAAAAUUACAGUAUUUAUGCACAGAUAAUAUUCUACGUUGGAGUUGACUUUAACUUGCAGACUUACGGCGGUAUCAAGACAACGAUUGUUCCGUAAAGCUCUUAGCCUUGUUUAUUUUCGCUUUAUGAACUUGCCCAUGAGGUAAAACCUCGUGUUCGGGUCACGUACAGUAUUAUCCUGCAUAAUGCUGCAAACUUUCACAUACCUAUCAAGGUACACAGGGACGCCGGAAAGGGGGGGGGCAGGGGGCAUCGCCCCCUUGCCCUUUAGUAAGGGGGGCGAAAGUGCCCGUAGAUAAAAAUGCUAACCCAAAAAAUAUGAGGUACAACGAUUAAAAAGUAUGAAUUAUGGGUGAAAUGGACGUAAUAUUGAAAUAUACGGGAAAUUUUUUUGGAAUAUUGUCAAAAAUUAGGUUAACUUUUCAAAAAAAUUUUGCCCUUGUUUUGGUCCGGAAAAAUGUUUCGGAAACGAAAUAUUAUUAAUAUUAAUUAGUGAUUGCCCUUACAUCAACAUUGCCCCCCUGUGCCCUACCCUCGCUCCGGCGUUCCUGAAGUCUGAAGAUACAGUACAGUAGCGUUUCAAAGGCCGAUUUACACUACACAACUUUUGCCUAAAACUGUCGCAUGCAACCUGCUUACAGUUGUACUACUGUGUAAAUUAAGCACAUGCACAACUCGUCUACGUUGUCGUGGGUGAGUUACGUGCUUGAUUUACACAGUACAGUACAGUACAGUACAGUACAGUACAGUACAGUACAGUACAACUGAAGUUGUAAGCAGGUUGUAUGCGACAGUUUUACGAAAAAGUUGUGUUGUGUAAAUCGGCCUUAAGACUUCAUCAAGUUGAGAACGCUUCAUAUUUCAGGUGGAUUUGAUGGUUCAAUGCCACUGAAUACGGCUGAAUAUUACGAUACACGAGGUCGAUAUGCAAAGUGGAUAAAGAUAUCUCCAAUGAAUCAAUCACGAUUCGGUGUCGGAUGUUGUAUCAUGGAUAGUAAUGUUUAUGCUGUAGGAGGUUCUGAUGGCACGAACCUUAGGACGGUUGAGAAAUACGAUCCUGAUACAAAUACGUGGAAAUUGUUAGCACCAAUGGUAACUGCUAGGUAUGCUAUUACUUUAUCUUGUUUAUUUGUUUGUUUGUUUGUUUCUUACUUUCUACCUACCUACCUUCCUUCGUGUUUUUCGUUCAUUCGUUUUCUCAGAAGUUAAGAAACGACAGCCUUAGGGUAACGUUUCGUCCAUAUUAAAACAGUUAAUUUAAUGGUGAAAUUUAACGUGAUAAAGAAUAUUCCAAUUUAUUCUUCGUUCUAAGCUGUAUAUAAUGUACUGCUUCCUGUACAUGUAUAACGUCGUUUUGACUGUACGGAUGUACUUGAUUGCCUUAAAGAUAAUACUGGCUGGCCAACUUGAUUGUACAGUCGUCAUGCAUAUUUAUAUGAAAGUAUAUAGUUACAGUGUUUUCUAUUAAAUGUGGAUACAAAUCUCUUCUAAGGCCAUUUAAAAUACUCUAUAUUAUUGUCAGAAAUGGAAAUUGUGGAUAGAUACAAAAUUAUCACUAAGCCAUGCACGCGAUUGUCACAGAUCUUGAUAUAUGAAUGCAUUGUAUAUUUCUUGUGUUGUAGGAAACAGGUGGGAGUGACAGCCCUCGGUGGCUAUAUUUACGCUAUUGGUGGAUGUGAUCACUCGACGAGGUUCAGUUCAGUAGAACGUUAUGAUCCUAGUAAAGAUGAAUGGAUUGAAGUAUGUAGUAUGAGUGUUCCUCGCAGUGGCUGUGGUGUGGCUGUACUGGACGGAUUUAUUUAUGCUGUUGGAGGCUAUGACGGAACGUCGUAUCUGAGUUCUGUGGAAAGGUGAGUGAAACGUUUUUGACUAUGACUACAUUACUAAAACGUUUUUGAGUUUGACUCAUUGAUCAGCGGUUUGAUUAUAUGGAAAUAAUCUUAGCAGCGAAGUGGCGGACACUAGGGGGCGACCCGCCCCCUCCCCCCCCCCCCAAAAAAAAAAUUGCCGAAAACACGUGAUUGAUAGCUGAAUAACUGUGUAACAAAGCAUGGUAGGCUCAGGAUGUUAGCUAGCCCAUAUACUGUCCGUUUGACGGACUCUUCCCAAGGGGCUUUCCCAACUGGGUCUACUGGAAGAUUUUCUGAUGAGAAAGUGCAUUUGCAUUUGAUUUUAUAUUAUUAUAUCAAAGAACGUUUUAUUUACUUUUUCCCAUUAACUAUUUUCUCAAAAUGUAUCGCGUUUCAUUCAUAUUGGGUGUGUAUUCACUGACAUGAAAUGUACAAAACAAAGUGUAAUCGGUGUGCAUCCAUGUUCAUUCACCGGAAAUUAAAUAUACAACACGAAGUGCCAUCGGGUGCAUUUUUCAGUGUUCAUUCACCGGAAAUGAAUUGUACAAAACCAAGCUGCCGUUGUUUGCAUCUAAGGAGAAACACGUUGGAAAAAAACACUAUUUAUUCCUACACAAGGACUUUGAUCGGUCAAAAAAACUUUCCCAAUUUACGUUUAACGGACAAAACGUUUUUCUUCUGGCUAACACCCUGAGGCUAUAGAUGAAGCUACACAAAAAAGUGUAAAGAACUACGAUUUCUAGCAACAAAAGGUAGUUAUAUGGUGGCAACCUAACCUUCUCCCGGCCACCCAAUAUUUCACUAACAAGAGCGCCAUCUAUACUAGCAAAUUUCCCUGCUAGUUCGUCUAAUGCUGUAUUGAUACACGUUAUUAUUACACAAUUAUCUGUGCAGACGAACUGACGAAUUUUUAUCAGACGAACAGUCUUUUCCUUGUCCAAGUUCUUCGUAAAGGAUCAUCCGCUUCUAGUAAAGUACGGGUUAUGUUUGCAUUCAGAAGUACUGUAGUUUUGUAAUGUUAAAUAAUAUUUUACUAUUGUAGGUAUGAUCCUUUAUCCAAUAAGUGGUACAAUUCAGCCUCAAUCAGUCAACCACGUGACUGCGUUGCUGUGUGUGUUGGAUCAUUACCACCCAAGAAAGGAUAUCCUAAACGCACGUGAUAAUGCAUGGACCCAUUUUCGUUCAGUGGUGUGUCGUGGUAGUGGAUCGUGCUUACAUGCGCAUGGGGUUUCGUACAAAGACGCCGAGGUUUUAUGGUGACACUAUAACCUGCAGACGACAGUCGCUAUAUGCACCUGCAGCGUUGGAACCGUAUAGUUAUUGAAUCAUGUUUGUUCGUUUUCCGGCCUAUCCAUGUUUGCCAAACGACAUGUGAAAGUUCUUUCACGAAAAAGAAAAAUGAAUGGUUCUGAUAAUGUAAAAUAUAGGUAACAAACUAACAAUAUCAAAUGAAGUAUGCUGUCUUUUACAACAUCUUUUCAUGCUCCGUUUUACAAGCAUUAUUUAUCAAGUUUCGCUACAUAUUAGACUAAAGUUAUGCUAUAUAUGUAACGCAUAGCCAGGGACAAGAAGAGCCGGCCUGGAAGCCAGAGGAAUUUUGAUCAUUCUCGUCCGCCAAUGGCCGAGAAUUGUCAUUCGCUGAAUUUAGGUAUAAACUAAUUUAUUCAAGAUUUAAAAAUAAACCUAUACAUACUAAAAGCCCAUAGCCUUCAUCUUAUCUGCAAGUACUGUACUUACACAGUAGUGUACACUGGUGGAGGGAAGGGAGAGGUGCCUUUAAAAGCAUUUAAUUUAUGGCUGAAUAAAAUCGUUUACGAACAUUGUUCCACAUUUUAGAUCACUUUUGUACACUUUAACCGAAUUUACGAGAAUAUAAUUUAUUCAGGAGAACUCUUGCAUAGUUCUAUAUGCACCAAGUGCACGGUGAUCAAUUUUAUCUGGGCUUUCGGGCAGGCUCUACUUUAUAAAUACUGCUGGCUAAUAAUGACAACUGUUACAGCUCUUACUGGUAAUUAGUAUUUAAUAUAAUAAACAGUUAAAUUGAGUUAAUAGAUUGUAGUGAAACAUGUUUAAUUAGAACAAAGAAAUCAUUCAAGUAUAAUUGCUAAAUAUAUUAAUAUAAAGCGAAAAACCUUUUAUAUAUUAACAAAUGGAAAAGAAAAAUUAAUUUAUUGUAAAUAAAAUGUUUUCCAAUAAUAUACAGUUUUCACAGGAUCCAUGUAUUACCUAAUUACAAAGAUGAAUAAAAUUAUUUAAAUUUUAGUUAAUUGUGAUUCUUUAUACAUGAAAUUCAAUUUCCAUUUCAGAUGUUUAGUUAGCAAUAAAUUGUUCAGGACGCAUGUUCCAAAUUAGAAGAUCUUGUGAUACUAAAAUAUUACCCAUCAUUGAUCCCGCAAUUUCAACGUUGCUGCUAGCUUCGCAGUUAAGGCUGAAACAUUUGUUAUAAUCAGGGCUCGAAACAGGAAAAAACAUAUGGCCUACCAAACUAUUUUUUGCCAGGUCAAAUAAAUUAUGGUCUGCCAUUUCUAUUCUUGAACUGCCAAAAUGGUCUCACUCAGGUAUGAACACAAAGAUUAAAUGUUUUAAAACUUUCUUGCAUAUACUUUCUUCCUCAAAUUCUCCUGUGCCUGUGGAAUUCUUCAGGGGUCAAAUGUAAAAAUUGGGAUUUUUAUGGGUAAAUGCUAUUAACAGGAAUUCUUCAGUGGAUCCCUUUUAUGGCAGGAAUUCUUCAGGGAUAUGCUAAAAUCCUUGUCGUCCAUAGCGGGGGGGGGGGGGGCGUCUUUAAUGAAUUAGAGAGCUCAAUGGCAACUACAAUUCGGUAUUGUUCCCUCAACCAUUGACAUUGUACACCGUUUGGAUAAAUUAAAGUAUGCCACCCUAAGUUACUUUUCCAAAGAACUGCCUCGUUCUUUAAGAACUCAUACUUAUUUUUGCUCAUGAAUGAUCUAGUUCAUGAAUUAAGUGUCGUUAGUACAUAAAAUAGUGUUUAUCCAAAGAACGAGGCAGUUCUUUGGAGAACUAAUUUACGGGGGUCGUAUACUUCAAUUGAUCCCGCCGUUUUAUUUUUGUAGAAUUUCGCCUGCCAUUUAUUUUUUACUUCAAUUUUUUUUUCGCCUGUCCUAGAAUAUCGAGCUCCGGUUACAAUGUACACUAACAUUAAAUCAUACACGAUUUAAUCGAACUGAAAGGAAGUUGGAUUUUUUAUUUUUGUAAGUGAGUUGCUUGGUUCUUUUCGUCAUGCACUUACAUAGAUUGUUUUGGUAAUAUAAAUCAUGAUGUACUAAUAAUAUCUUAAUGAUCAUACGCUUUUCCCCAGCCUAAUGUCUGGUGAGAUAUUUUUCAAGCUAAGUUGAUUAGCUGUACACUGGAGACGUCAGUGCGCAACGAAACAAGUUUCAACAACGUCAAAUACAAACAAUAGUACUAUAAAUAGGUACUUUGGAGGGUUAAUAGAGCUAUCUUUAAUCUGUGAACUUCACUCCAACACUCCU
Messenger RNA from Paramuricea clavata, 15579 nucleotides. NCBI's taxonomy places the organism in Eukaryota, Metazoa, Cnidaria, Anthozoa, Malacalcyonacea, Plexauridae. The record is from the annotation of a GenBank genome assembly.